This is a messenger RNA of Alternaria arborescens, 2652 nucleotides long. Its product is annotated as putative WD repeat-containing protein. The transcript is spliced from 4 exons. The record is from RefSeq and is a predicted model, not a curated record. Gene Ontology annotation, molecular function: protein binding. The coding region runs from base 1 to 2652 and encodes 883 amino acids. Lineage: Eukaryota; Fungi; Ascomycota; Dothideomycetes; Pleosporales; Pleosporaceae.
AUGGCAGACACCCUUCCCAAGAUUAAGGUGACAGACCCGUCCGUCGCUGGCAGAGGCGCUUUUCAGAUCCAGGAGAAUGGAUCGUCAACAACAGUAGAUGGUAUGCCGUACAUCACACCUAUUGCUUUGUCUCGUCAUACCGAAAACCCCCAGGUGCUUACUCCAGGGUUCAUAGGCCCGUUAUCCAACAAGAAGCUCGUCGCAAAGCUUCGAAGCCCCACCUCACCUUCCGCGCAACCGACCGCCGAUUCGCAAAACGGAUACGUUGGCGAUGGGACAGGACUGUUCGAAACGCCUAUAGACCCGCUCUCGCAACAAAUCCUCCAGAGAACGAAUACGUCGCCGGCUGUACAGAAGCUACGAUCGCAAAACACCGAGCCCCUAUCGAGCCAAUCGCCGACUUCGCCAAACGAUGUAAAUGCGGAUAAGAAACUAAGCGGAGAGACGCCGCGCGAUGCAAGCGGGGGCAAGGCAGACAAAAAGAAGGUUUCAUUUCUUAGUCGCUUCAUCGGAGGCAACAAAAAGAAGAGCAGUACCCUCGAUGGCGCAAGCGAGAAUGGCUCUGAGGCAGAUGAUCUUCGAUUGGAGGGUAUGGACGCCCAGCUUUACGUCGACAAUUUCAGCUUCAGUCCGAAGAUACCUCAUCCACCAGCAUACAUAAAAGUGAGAACGAAGUUCAAGAAGGAGAAGGAAUUCGAUCGUGUUUUCCUGGCGCAGGAAUUACGUUCUGGGUCGGAUAAGAAGAGUCCGCCUGCGGCUGGAUCAAACCCUGCACCUCAAUCUGGGUCGGCAGCUACACAGAACCCUAUCUGGGCGGUCGAGUUCAGCAAGGAUGGGAGGUAUCUUGCUGUCGGUGGGCAAGACAGGGUUAUCAGGGUGUGGGCGGUGAUCGAGAGCUCAGAAGGACGCCGCGCGCAUGAGAACGCUGAUAAUGGAGAGGCAAAGUACCUGAGCGCACCAGUCUUCCAUCAGAAACCCAUUCGCGAGUACCAGGGACAUACUUCAACUAUCUUAGAUUUGAGCUGGAGCAAGAACAAUUUCUUGCUAUCCUCGUCCAUGGACAAGACGGUCCGUCUAUGGCACGUAAGCCGAGAUGAAAAUCUAUGCACAUUCAAGCAUUCCGAUUUUGUUCCUUCUAUACAAUUCCACCCUACCGAUGACCGAUUCUUCCUCGCAGGAUCCCUUGACGCAAAGUUGCGACUAUGGAGCAUUCCGGAUAAGAGCGUGGCUUUCUCGGUCACUGUGCCGGAUAUGAUUACAUCAGUGGCGUUCACACCUGAUGGGAAAACAUGUAUAGCCGGCACCCUCGGGGGCCUUUGCAUGUUCUACGACACUGAAGGAUUAAAGUGGCAGGCCCAACUUCACGUAAAGUCGACCCGCGGACAGAAUGCAAAAGGUAGUAAAAUCACUGGAAUACAAGCAGCAUAUUGGCCUCCAGGUAGCGAAAGUGGUGAAAUCAAGCUACUGGUUUCGAGCAACGAUUCGAGGUUGCGCAUUUACAACAUGAAGGACAAAACCUUGGAAAUGAAGUUCCGUGGUCAUGAAAACAACUGCAGUCAGAUUCGAGCUACGUUUGCCGAUAGUAGUGGGCAUAUUAUAUGUGGAAGCGAGGAUCGGAAAACAUACAUCUGGUCGACUACCGCCACGGCUGAAGGCGAGAAAAGGAACCAGCGUCCGGUGGAGAUGUUCGAAGCACAUAAUUCGAUCACGACGUGCACUGUCAUUGCUCCCGUUCACACUAGGCAAUUGCUUAGCGCCUCAGAAGAUCCCAUCUUCGACCUCUGCAAUCCACCACCAGUCACGCUAGUAUCGAAAGCUGAAUCUGUCAUUUCGUCAAGAGCACCCACGGAGGGGGGGUCCACACACCCAACACCUGCGCCUACGGAUACCCAUUUCAAAAAAGCUGCAGGAAGCCCAGCAUAUAUUGAGCGCUCGGCACAUCGAGGUGGCAACAUCAUUGUUACAGCAGACUACACGGGUGCACUCAAGGUAUUCAGACAAGAUUGUGCUCACCAAAAACGCAUACGAAUGAGCGAGCAAUGGGACACUGCUUCCAUGAAGAGAGCGUCAGGUAUUGGACGGCCCAGCAGUAUAAUCUCCCGAACUAGUCGAUCACGGCGAGAUAGUGUAUCUACACAACCACCAAAUGACCGCAUUAUGACAUGGCGACAAGGCAUAUCACACGGUAGUCUAGACUCGACUAACUCCCUUCCUCGUCGCAGCGCCUCACCCCGAAAGUCGCUAGCCGCCAUGAGCUUUCACUCAACACCACACGAGUCUCCUGUCCUUCAACCUACCAAAACCAACGACACCUUCGACACCAAGCCUACUGGUACACCAAAAACAUCCGUAUCUAUAGACCGUACUACCACAUCUCUACGAAGCACUUCAUACUCUGAAGCCUCGUCCCCUCUCAAGGAACCACCGACUGCUGCAGCAGAUGACGGGGCAGCCCAGCGUUCUCGUAACCCUCUCGCCGUGUACAACGGUCAAAGCUGGCUUUUCUGGACAAGUCGCGAUAAGAGUGCAUUGACAGCUGGGAAUGCGAGAGACGAGGAGAGACCAGAGCUGCUUGGUCGUAUGAGCACGAUUAGUCAGAUUAGUAGGCUGACAGAUGAGCGGAGUGAUGAAGGAAGGGAAAAUGGCACUUGA